Triticum aestivum (bread wheat) is the source of this 3941-nucleotide messenger RNA. Its product is annotated as disease resistance protein RGA5. Gene Ontology annotation, molecular function: ADP binding; ATP hydrolysis activity. The annotation marks the transcript as partial. The transcript is spliced from 4 exons. Gene Ontology annotation, biological process: defense response to other organism. NCBI's taxonomy places the organism in Eukaryota, Viridiplantae, Streptophyta, Magnoliopsida, Poales, Poaceae. The record is from RefSeq and is a predicted model, not a curated record.
GUUUAUCUGAAGUUCCAUCAGAUAUUGUUAAUAUGAAGAGAUUACUGCACAUCCGCCUUCGGAGCGAGUAUAUUUUGCCCAGUGUAGCUGCCCACAUGACAUCUCUUCGCACUCUGGGGUAUUUUGAUAUCGGCAGUCACUCAGAAGAGAAUGUAUUACAUCUUGGUCGGCUGACCAAUCUUCAGGAUCUUCAGCUCACAUGGUCUACAGUGGGGCCAGCAGAAAAACUGGCAAAGAAUGUGCAACUCCUAGGCUCGAUUCUCGAGAAACUCACCUUCUGUCAUUCCCUAACUCUGGUACCAGCUGCUUCAGGCUCCUCGUGUGUAAAUAUUCCUGAGGAUGGCUUCAGCAUGGGGUUUCCUCCUCCAGGCCUUCUUCUUCGCAGGAUGGAGUUGUCGUGGCGCUGUUGCGUCUUCUUCAGCCUCCCAAAGUGGUUUGAAGAGCUCAACAAACUCAGCAUUCUAAAGAUUGGAAUUAGAAGGCUGUUGAGGGAAGAUAUUGAUCUCCUGAAAGGACUGCCUGCCCUCACUGCUCUCAGCCUGUAUAUCCAGACAGUUCCUGCCCUCACUGCUCUCACCCUAUAUAUCCACACAAUUUCCGGAGGAUGCAUCGUCAUUGACAAGGGGGGGUUCCAAGCACUCACGUACUUCAAGUUCAUGUGCGCUGAACCAUGCCUGUUUUUUGUACAAGGAGCAAUGCCCAGAGUCCAAAAGCUCGUGAUAGGGUUCAAUUCAAGCAAAUGGAAACCACAUACCUUUGGAACUGCUGGCUUCUGUCACUUAACAGGCCUUACAGAGGUCUCUGUAAAACUUGGGACCUGGGGUACUGAUGAAUUGGACAUUAACGAUGCCGAGUCUAAAUUGGUGACCGCAGUUAGCAAUCACACGAAUUCUCCUAUAAGCAGAGUACAAUUCGUAGAUAUGAUUUCCUAUGGUGUGGAUGAUAAGAGAACUGCGACUGAAGAAAAACGUGGGGGCGGGGGUGUUGAUAAAUUCGGCAUGAAAGCUGCCAAGUCUGCAUCAUACUCUCGCAUAAGCAAUCACAUGAACUCUUCAAUAAACAGUUCACAAUGGUCUGAUGUGAUUUCUUGUGGCAGUGGGAAUAAGAGUAGCAUAGCUGAAGAAGUGGAGGAAAAGCUACACCAGAUUCGAGACCGACAGAAAAAGAAGAGGGAAAGAUCGGUGGAACAGCCAUCUGUUCUAUCUUUUUUUCCUGAAAAAGAAGUUGAAAAGCCAUAUGAAAUUGAAUAUCGCAAUAAAAAGAUCAAAUAUUUGGAGGAACGCGUGCACAAGCCAUUAGUAAAUACCAGAUAUGUGAGAAAAGAUGGUGCUUCCACUCCUCUGAAGCAUCGCACACAAUCAGCCAACCUUGUGACGGGUGCCUUUAGCUCCCUCCUCCCCAAGAUCCUGGAGCUCCUCAAUGACAAGUACGAUCUGCGGAUGGACAUAAAAAAAAACAUCGAGUCCCUCUACAAGGAGCUGGAGGGUAUGCAAGCUGUCCUCCAUGACUUGGCGAGGAGGGAACAGGCUCAACUGGAUGCUGUGGUCAUGAUCUGGGCCAAGGAAGUAAGAGACCUCUCGUAUAAUGUGGAGGAUAUGAUCGAUUCCUUAACAGGGGAAGAGAUAAGAGGCUUGUCCGAGAAGACCCCGUUCUUCUUCCUCGUGAACGACACUGACUUCAUCUAUGAGAACAGGGAAAAGGUCAUCAAUGAGAUCAGGGAAAAGGUCAAAGGUGUGGCCAGCCGACGUGAGAAGUACAAGGUUGAUGACCGGAUUGUUGCUGCUUAUCCAAAAGCCACAGAUAACGUUGAUCCUCCCCUGUUGGAUCUGUUCCAAGAGUCGGAAGAAGUUAUUGGCAUCGAAGCUCAAGUGGAAGAGGUGAUAAGGCAGCUGAAAGGACACGAUUGGGACAACAACAAUAACAAGCUGAAGAUAGUCUCCAUAGUUGGAAUGGCAGGAUCGGGCAAGACAACUCUUGCGAAAGCAAUUGCCAAAGCAGUUCCCAAAGAAGUGCUUCAUGAUACGGUUUUCGUUUCCGUAUCUCAGGAUCCCAACAUGAAGAGAGUUCUCAUGGACAUCCUCCUUCAAAUUGACGAGCGGGAGUACAGGAGUCUCACUGGAUCAACGUUCGAUGCAAAGCUGCUUAUAAAUAUAAUCCGGAGAGUAAUUGGGAGCAAGAGGUACUUCAUUGUUAUUGAUGAUAUAUGGGAUGUGAAGUCAUGGAAAUUUAUAAAGGAUGCUUUAGAUACUCGAUGUGGAAGUAGAGUAGUCAUAACCACAAGGCUUUUGGAAGUUGCUGUCAAUGCUGGUGAUGUUUACAAGCUAAAAGCACUUUCUCAUUCGCACUCUGGAGAAUUGUUUAAUACAAGAUUAUUUGGUGGCAAAGACAAUGUCCCUCGUGUCGUGCCGGAGGUACCUGAAAAGCUUUUACAGAAAUGUGGUGGUGUACCAUUAGCUAUCAUCACAAUGGCUAGUUUGUUUGCGAGGAAACCAAGGAACUAUUGCUCUAAGGUUUUUCCGGAGGACUAUUUAAUAACGGAAGAAACUUUGAUCUGGAAGUGGGCAGCCGAAGGUUUAAUUGUUGAGGAACCAGGAAGAGGGUUAUUUGAGAUUGGAGAUGGAUACUUCAAGGAACUCAUAGAUAGCAGCGUGGUCAUGCCAGUGGAGGAUGACUCAGAUUAUGGGACAAUUGUUGGUUGCCGUGUCCAUUACUUGGUUUUUGAUAUGAUCUGUUCCUUAUCAGCUAUAGAAAAUUUUGUUACCAUAGAGGAUGGAAGCAGUCAAUACUCUCUUAUUGAAAGCAAGCAGGCUCGCAGGUUAGGUAUCCAAAAGUGGACCACGGAGAACGGCGACCCUCUGGCUAACAUUGGCUCGAGAAGUCUGAGGUCAUUUAAUACCACGGGGUGUCGUUUUAGUGUGGAACUAUCACUUUCAAGGUUUAAGCUCUUGCGUGUCAUUGCUAUCGAAGAAUGCACAUUGCUUGAUGGCGAUCUUUCUCCUCUGGGGAAGUUAAUUUUGUUGAGGUACCUCGGACUAUAUCACACACUUAUCAAGAAGCUACCGGAAGACAUUGGUGAGCUAAUUUAUUUGCAGACACUGGACCUGAGGGGGACCAGGGUCCAUGGAUUGCCCUGGGAAGUUACUCAGAUAAGUCAGCUCAAGUGCCUGCGAGCUGAUGGAGACACAGCAAUGCCUUACGGGAUGGGAAAACUUACAUCCUUAGAAGAGCUGCGGCUGGGCGCGAUUGACACGUCGGCAGACUUUGUGGAUGGGUUGGGCAGACUGACAGAGCUGAGGGAGCUCGAGAUUCGGAUUAACCAGUUGGAUGUGAACGAGGCGGGAGCUUUGGUGCAGUCUCUGAAAAAACUAGAGAAAAUCCAAGUCCUAAGACUUGUGGGAUUUCCUUGGCCACCAUCUCGUGUUGACGAGCUCAACUGGGGAAACUUUGAUCCGCCUCAACAACUCCGUGAGUUGCAUCUAAGCAUCCCAUCCACUCGGCUGCCGGCGUGGGUUCACGUCUCCCGUGUUCCAAUGCUCUCACACUUAGUUGUGAGCCUCAAGUCUAAGGAGGAUCAGGAUUUGGAUAUUCUUGGUGCUUUGCCAGAGCUCAGUAGUCUGCAGCUGGUGCUGCCGUCGAAAGUGGUCCUCAGCAUCACUGGUCGUUCCGGUGCAUUCCCGAGGUUGAGGUACUUUCGCACGUCUGUACCAGCCAAGUUUCUAAGAGGCGCUAUGCCCACACUGGAAUUCCUUCACUUUGAUGCCAAUUUUGACUUUGAUCCUGACUUUGCUGCAUCAACGUUGGGGAACCUGCCUUCACUUCAGAAAGUGGAAGUGGAAAUAACAUCCAAUGCUCUCUCCUUUGAGUCGAUGAAUGAGGUGAUGAAGCGUGCAGUGGACCAACAUCGAAACCAUCCCAGCCUUCGUGUCAUCAAAGUAGAUCAU